GGCAAAGAGACUGCUCGGCCUGCAGAAGAGCAGCAAUGCCCUCCGGCCAGACGACAAGUGACGCCAUGGAGUGCUUGCAGCCAGUCCUGUGGUCUCGGCGUCUCGAUGCGCACCAGCACAGACAACGUGGAAUGUCGCAAUCUGACGCAUCUACGACUCUGCUACUGGCGGGAGUGCGACGAGGCGACAAGUGAAAAGGUGGAUGACAAUGUGCCAGAAAUGAUUUUUGCCUGA
Molecule: messenger RNA, 234 nt
Organism: Protopolystoma xenopodis
Lineage: Eukaryota; Metazoa; Platyhelminthes; Monogenea; Polystomatidea; Polystomatidae
Source: the annotation of a GenBank genome assembly